Polistes canadensis is the source of this 1990-nucleotide messenger RNA. It is a transcript of the gene Lrr47, whose product is annotated as leucine-rich repeat protein 1. Gene Ontology annotation, molecular function: protein binding. The record is from RefSeq and is a predicted model, not a curated record. The transcript has 4 exons. The coding region runs from base 610 to 1836 and encodes 408 amino acids. Lineage: Eukaryota; Metazoa; Arthropoda; Insecta; Hymenoptera; Vespidae.
UAAACAUAACCUUAUAAAGCUGACAUAAGGGGUGCGUUCCACUAAGCGCUCACAACGAUCACGCUCACGACCACAGUUUUUCCCGUUCCACUUACCUACGAGCGUUACUGUCGUAAAUUCAAGUGGAAUGGACUAUGGUGCGUUUUGAGCGUGGAGGUAAUAAUACAAAUGGCGAGGUAGUGAAAAGAAAGUAAAAGAUUAAAGAGGUUAAGAUUUAAUCUGUAAUCCUUCAUGUCAGUUUCAUGGUCGCCAUUUUUAUUGUUGUCAGUUUCGAAAAAACCGCUAAUUUUCUCAACGCUCACUACGACCCACGUUUUCAGAUGGGUCGUUGUGGGCCUCGCGUGAGCGUUAGUAAUGACGUCAUGAGUGACGUUUUCGCCGCGACCACAACGACCGCGGUCGUUAUGUGGAACGACUAAAGGAGCAUUUUGAUCGUUGUGAGCGCUUAGUGGAACGUACCGAAGACCAUUAUACGAACUUUGGCGCCAAAAAAGAACACCUAUUUUUCAUCGAUUAUUCGUAUGAGAUGUUACGUUGAAGCCUUCAUUAAUAUUAAUAAAUUUAAAACAAUUGUGAAUUCUAAGUAUAUUUAAUCAUAGUUAAGUGAAAAUGAAAUUAAAUUGUCGGGUUGAAGUUAAUGAUCGUACCCUCAAUGUGUUACAUUCAUCGUUAAAAAGAAAACCAGAACGUGGAUGUUUGGUUAUUGGAAGACAGUCAAUAAAAAACAAUGAAUUACAUAUUUUAUUACAAACGCAGAAGUACUUAUGUGGGGCUAAAUAUAAGGUGAAUGAUAACAUUGAGAUGAUAUUUGACAAAUUCAUUGCAAAUGGAAAAGCAACAAUUAGAAUAAAAAACCCUCCUCACGAUUUACUCAUACAAAGCGAUCCAAUAUCAUUAAAAGGUUUUAUUCAUCUUGUAAAGCUUAUAUUGUCAAAAAAAGUUAAUUUAUCCACCAUUACGAUAUCUAAUUUAAAUACAAAAAAAAUUCCUAAUGCACAGAAAAAAAAGCUAGUUAUCAAAAACAAUGUUGAAUAUCCUACUUUAAAGGGUUUUCCAAGAUAUACAGAAGAAUUAAUCAUUGAGAGAUUAAAUAGAAAGUCAUUUGAUCUUCAAAUUUUAAGACUUAAUAAUUUAAAAGUUUUAAAUUUAUCAAACAAUCAAAUUAAAUCUUUACCUAAAGAUUUAGGUUCUAUGCCACAUUUACAAGAGCUUAUUUUGUCUGGAAAUCGAUUUGGCAUAGAUGCUAAUACUAAGUGGGAUUGGUUAGACCAAGACAAUAUUAGAAAGAAUUUAUGUUUAUUAGAUUUAACUUCCAACAGCUUAAUUAAAAUACCAGAUAAGAUAGGAAAACUCCAUGGUCUUGUUAAUUUAAAACUUGGUAUAAAUUUGCUAACGGUUUUACCGCAAAGUAUGAGAAAAUUAACUUCGUUAAGAUAUUUGGACUUAUCCAAUAACUGGUUACAGUAUUUACCAGAAGGAAUAAGGAAAUUACAACUCUCUGAAAUAAAUAUAGCUGGAAAUCAAUUUACAGUAGUUAGCAAGUCUCAUUUUAAAAAUAAUCUAUUAGUGCCAUCUCUAGUUGAGUCUGCAGCAAAAAUUAUUUUGAGCACAAGUAUGAGCUAUGAUGCAAGUAUGAUACCUCGUACAUUAGUCAAAUAUUUAGAUUCUGCAACAUAUUGUUUAUGUGGUAAAGCUUGUUUUCAAAGCUAUAUAAGAAAUAUAUUCUAUUUAACAUUAAAUUUAUCUGUAGUAAAGUAUACACUUAAAGAAUUUAUACCAUUUGAAUGUUAUUUUUGUUCUUUACGUUGUUACGACCCUUAUUGUAAAAUAUUAUAAAAUUAUAAAAAUUAUACUUUGAAAUUAUACUUUUUUUGUAUUUGCUUUUCAUGACUGACAUAUUCUGUCAUGUUUUGUAUAAUUUUCUUUACAUAUAAAAAUGUUGUAAUUCUUUUAAUGUAUAAGUAAAAUAAAUUUUCAAUUUCCAUUUUAA